Symsagittifera roscoffensis is the source of this 1619-nucleotide messenger RNA. RefSeq names its product U5 small nuclear ribonucleoprotein 40 kDa protein-like. The coding region runs from base 170 to 1261 and encodes 363 amino acids. NCBI's taxonomy places the organism in Eukaryota, Metazoa, Xenacoelomorpha, Acoela, Convolutidae. Gene Ontology annotation, cellular component: catalytic step 2 spliceosome. Gene Ontology annotation, molecular function: RNA binding; protein binding. The transcript has 7 exons. The record is from RefSeq and is a predicted model, not a curated record.
CAAUUGACAUACCCAACUCAACUGGAAUUGCAUAUGUGCUACUGUGGCCUUAGUUUGAGACCAGAUCAGUUCAUUGCAACGUUAUCGAGACCAUUUUAAACAUUAACUAGUUGCAAAAACUGCCAUUUAGUUGGCGUAGAAUAAUUGAAAAUAUUGUGAUUUCUUAAUCAUGCAUUCGUCGGCUAACUUCCCGGUUGCGAUGGACACCUCAGCUCUUGUUCCGUCUCUCAACAAGGGACCCCCCUCUCGUAAUAUGAUGUCACUCUACAAUACCAGUGGAGGGGGUGGGGGCAGUAGGAAGGAUGUGGUGAGGAGUGGGGGUGUGGCACCUGCAAGGACUUCUAGUUUGUUGUCGCCCAUUAUGGCCUUGAGCGGACACGAAGGAGAGAUACUCACAACAAAGUUCCAUCCGGGAGGCCAGUACCUGUGCAGUGGCUCAUUCGACCGUCUUAUCUAUUUGUGGAAUGUGUACGGAGAGUGUAGUAACUUUGCAGUGCUCAAGGGACACACUGGUCCAGUGGUGCAGUUGACCUUCAGCACAGAUGGACUGAAUAUGUUCACUGCCUCAACUGACAAGACAGGGGCUGUGUGGGACAUUGAGACGGGAGAAAGGGUCAAAAGAUUGAAAGGACACAGUUCAUUUGUGAAUUCCGUGGACAGUAGUAGGAAGGGGGACCAGUUGGUGUGUACAGGGAGUGACGAUGGAACCAUCAGAGUGUUCGAUUUGAGGAGAAAAGACCCAGUGAAGAACUUCAACAACACCUACCAGGUCACGAGUGUGUGUCUGAGUGAAGGAGUUGACCAGGUGUUCUCUGGUGGAAUUGAGAAUGAGAUCAAAGUGUGGGACCUCAGAAGAGACCAGUGUGUCAACUCACUCAAAGGCCACACAGACACAGUGACCAGUCUCUCUCUUAGUCCAGAUGGAUGUUAUCUCCUGUCUAACUCCAUGGACAACACACUCAGAAUAUUCGACGUGAGGCCAUUUGCACCCAUUGAGAGGUGUGUCAAAGUGCUUCUGGGGGCACAACACAACUUCGAAAAGAACCUCAUUAAGGCCCACUGGCACAAAAGUGGAACUCGAGUAGCCUGUGGAUCAGCUGACAAGUUCGUGUAUGUGUGGGACACUAUAACUAGACGCAUCAUGUACAAACUACCAGGACACAAUGGAUCCGUCAACGAGGUCGACUUUCACCCAACAGAACCAAUCAUAGCAUCUGGAUCCAGUGACAAAGUUAUCUACCUCGGAGAACUCAACCUAUGACGGAUUUCGGCAUCAUUUUGUCUCAAAGCUCAAUGAACUUUCUGUUUUUGUCUUGGAAAUGAUUUAUUCUUAUGACAGAAGUUAGCUGCCAAUAAAUGGUGUCAAUUGCGAAGCUAAGAUACUUAGUUAAUAACUAGUAUCAGAAAAAAAUUUACGCUUCCAAAAUUGAAUUUGGAUCCUGACUCGAAGAACUUGUCUGAAGAGGCAAUUAUGGUUGACGAUUUGCAAUAUUGAUGGAAGACAACUUCAACAACCUUUAUGGUUCAUUUGUUAAAUUGAAAAUUUAUUUCAUUAUUUGUCCUGUUUGAUUUAAAAAUAGUGUUUUGUCUUUUGAAUUGAAUAUAUUAUAAAUUGAGAA